CAACUAAAAGCAUCUACCACAAAACUCCAACUUUGACUUUGGGUUCUCACCGGCUCUCUUGGGUGUGGCAACGAUUAAAGUAAUGGAAUUCAGAUCUUGUUCCCAAAAUUAGACAAAACCCACCUCGCAUCUCACUUUUUAGCUGAUCCACAAUGGAGAAAUUUUCAAUUUUGUUGUCAUUGGUGAUGCUGGGUCUGGUCAUUUGUAGUGUGGAGAGAGUGGAAGCAGCUCAGAAAGCUCCUUGGAGGAUUCAGACUCUCUUCUCUGUGGAGUGUAAUAACUACUUUGACUGGCAAACGGUUGGACUCAUGCACAGUUUUAGAAAGGCGAAGCAACCGGGUCACAUCACGCGUCUUCUCAGUUGCACUGAGGAGCAGAAGAAAACUUACAGAGGGAUGCAUUUAGCUCCUACUUUUGAGGUUCCCUCGAUGAGCAAACACCCCACAACUGGUGACUGGUACCCUGCAAUAAACAAACCUGCUGGGGUUUUACAUUGGCUCAAAUAUAGUAAAGAUGCAGAGAAUAUUGACUGGGUUAUUAUCCUUGAUGCAGACAUGAUAAUCCGUGGCCGAAUUGUACCGUGGAAACUUGCUGCAGAGAAAGGAAGACCUGUUGCAGCAUAUUAUGGGUAUUUAAGUGGUUGUUGCAAUAUAUUGGCUCAACUGCACACAAAACACCCAGAACUUUGCGACAAAGUAGGUGGACUUUUGGCAAUGCAUAUAGAUGACCUGCGAUCUUUGGCACCUAUCUGGCUUUCAAAAACAGAGGAAGUACGGCAAGAUAGGGCUCACUGGGGAGUAAACAUAACGGGUGACAUAUAUGAGAAAGGAUGGAUUAGUGAGAUGUAUGGAUACUCUUUUGGUGCAGCAGAAGUUGGGCUCCAUCACAAGAUCAAUGAUAACUUGAUGAUCUACCCAGGUUAUGCACCCCGGGAGGGAGUUGAGCCAAUUCUUCUCCAUUAUGGGCGGCCAUUUAGGGUAGGAAAUUGGUCAUUUAGUAAGGCUGACCAUGAUAAGGAUGAGAUUGUUUAUAGCUGUGACCAGCUCUUUCCUCAACCUCCUUAUCCCAGGGAGGUAAUGCAGUUGGAAAUAGAUCCUAAUCUACGGAGAGGACUAUUUUUAAGUAUAGAGUGCAUAAACAUUCUAAAUGAAGCUCUUCUGUUACAUCAUGCUGCUAACGGCUGCCCUAAACCAGCAUGGUCUAAAUAUGUGAACUUUUUAAAAAGCAGAGCCUUUGCUGAACUAACUAAACCAAAAAUUGUAACUCCUGCUACUCUACAAUUGAAGGAGGACACAGUACAAAAACAUAUUGAUCAUGAUGAUACCCGACCAUAUCCUAAAAUCCAUACUGUUUUUUCCACUGAAUGCACACCAUAUUUUGACUGGCAGACUGUAGGGCUUAUGCACAGCUUCCGUUUAAGUGGACAGCCAGGAAAUAUAUCUAGACUUCUCAGCUGCUCUGAUGCAGACUUAAAGCUAUAUAAAGGCCAUAACUUGGCUCCCACCCAUUAUGUCCCUUCUAUGAGUCAGCAUCCAUUAACAGGCGAUUGGUAUCCAGCCAUUAACAAACCAGCUGCAGUUCUCCACUGGCUCAAUCAUGCAAAUAUCGAAGCUGAAUUCAUAGUGAUUCUAGACGCUGAUAUGAUAGUGAGAGGCCCCAUUACCCCAUGGGAAUUCAAAGCUGCACGCGGCAAACCUGUUUCAACUCCCUACGACUAUCUUAUUGGCUGUGACAAUGAGCUUGCAAAAUUGCAUACAAGCCAUCCCGAGGCUUGUGACAAGGUUGGUGGUGUAAUCAUCAUGCAUAUAGAUGAUUUGCGAAAAUUUGCUUUACUUUGGCUGCAUAAAACUGAGGAGGUUCGGGCUGACAGAGCUCGCUAUGCCAGAAAUAUAACAGGAGACAUCCAUGAAUCUGGUUGGAUCAGCGAGAUGUACGGUUAUUCAUUCGGUGCAGCAGAGUUGAAAUUGAGGCAUACUAUAAACAAAGAGAUUAUGAUAUACCCAGGAUAUGUUCCUGAGCCAGGAAUCAAAUAUAGAAUUUUUCACUAUGGAUUAGAAUUCAAAAUUGGGAAUUGGAGUUUUGACAAGGCAGACUGGCGAGAAGUGGACAUGGUUACCCGAUGCUGGGCCAAGUUUCCAGAGCCACCAGACCCAUCAACACUUGAUCACAAUGAUGAGGAAAAUUUACAGCGAGAUUUUCUCAGUAUAGAAUGUGUGAAGACACUAAAUGAAGCAUUGCGCUUGCAUCAUGAAAAAAUGAAUUGCCACAAAGAUGGUUCCAUAUCCGAAUUAAAAGCCAUAGAGGAAAAUCGUAAGUCAGCAAAUUAUUCUGAGGAAAUGAUUAGUGUUCAAAAAGAUGGGACAGGGAUACCUAGUUCCUUCAGGGUUUGGGUGUUAUUUUUAUGUGCAUUUUCUGUAUUUGGCUUCUUGGUCGUAGUUUUUUUGGUGCAUUCUAGUCACAAAAGAAAAAGAAUGAAAAUGAAACACCAUAGAACCAGGAGAAGAAACUUGUAACCGAAAUAGAUGGGCACAUAACUUGAACCGCCUUGCCUCUUUAAUCGUUUUGCUUCUCUUAUUCUUAUUGCGUAAAGCAUGCAGGUAAAGAAUUUAAGACUAUCCUGCAGUGACGUGAUUGAAGGGUAUAAGUUAUAUUACUGGGGAGAUUUUGGCUUCAUUCCCAUAGAGGAUGAUAAUAUGAACGUUUAAGGACCUCUCAUUUGGACAGGCUUGAGAGUGCUUAUACUAUUUGUACCCAAAAUUCAUGAAAAGAUUAGCAACAUGGAAUGAGAGAAUCAAAUCCUGCACCUUCGUUGUUGAAACAGGUUGGUGUUGGACUGCGGAGUAGCUGAUUAAAGUAUUGUAUGAUUCACUCAAUGCAAAGGCAUUUGAUGAGUUGUGAAUUGUGAGUCUUUUGAAUCAUUGUUGUAACCUUGUAUCCCUCACAACAAUACUUGUAAGGGAUUUGUAAAAUAGUGUUAUAUGUCUGCAUCGGCCACCGAUUAUUCUAGGUA
Vigna unguiculata (cowpea) is the source of this 3010-nucleotide messenger RNA. Its product is annotated as peptidyl serine alpha-galactosyltransferase-like. Gene Ontology annotation, molecular function: glycosyltransferase activity. The record is from RefSeq and is a predicted model, not a curated record. Lineage: Eukaryota; Viridiplantae; Streptophyta; Magnoliopsida; Fabales; Fabaceae.